This is a messenger RNA of Halteromyces radiatus, 5263 nucleotides long. RefSeq lists its product as uncharacterized. Gene Ontology annotation, cellular component: GATOR1 complex. The coding region runs from base 34 to 5256 and encodes 1740 amino acids. Gene Ontology annotation, molecular function: GTPase activator activity. The transcript is spliced from 9 exons. The record is from RefSeq and is a predicted model, not a curated record. NCBI's taxonomy places the organism in Eukaryota, Fungi, Mucoromycota, Mucoromycetes, Mucorales, Cunninghamellaceae. Gene Ontology annotation, biological process: negative regulation of TORC1 signaling; intracellular signal transduction; positive regulation of autophagy.
CUUCGUGUCUUUUUGUUGAUCAAAACGAAUGGAAUGUCUAAAUUGACCAAAUCAGAUACUGUGGCGCUGGGUCCUUUAUUAUCAACCAAACCAACUAUAUUGUGGAUACAUGACCCAAGUUCUUCUUUCACUCAAGAUGUCGUUAUCAAUCCGGAAGCUUUCCCAACUAUUAGAGAUGGUCAACUCUUACGACUUCAUUUUGUAAACAACACCAUUUUGGAACCUCUUAUUGUCAAAGCAACUUGUGCUGAUCGUGAAUCCUUAGGACGACAACACCAAUUACAAAUAUCUAUAUGCAAAGAUAUUGCAGAACGACUCAAACUACGAUUUCGACCAGAAAUAUGUAUUGAACUUAUUGAUCCUUCCUUACCCAUGGUUGCCUUGGAUCAUGUAGAACUGGCUUUCAAAGAACAAUAUCUAGGUCGAAGUGAUAUGUGGCGAUUACAACAAAGUUUGGCUGGAACUUGUGCCUAUUUAGAAAAGAAAAUACUAUUUGCUGGUGCAAUCAAAACGACUGUCAAGAAAAUGUGGUCUGCUGACAAAGAGGUCACUUCUGGAUAUAUCAGUGAUACAACUCGGUUGAUAUUCAGAUCAGCUUCAGCAAAGUAUUUUGUAUUCAUUCAAAUGUCUCGUGAAAUGUGGGAAUUCGAUGAAGAUGGUGAACUCUAUUAUGAAAAAGUCGUCAACAAUUUUUUACCUCAGCUAUUCAAUCGGUGGAAAGAACAGGGAACCAACCAUGUUGUAUCUAUUAUUUUAUUUACCCGAGUGUUUUAUGAUACAAUGAACGAUCUUGACGAUGAUACGAUAUGCCAGGGGGAAGAUGGAAGGUUUUAUAAAGAUUUUUACAAGGUGCUAGCAGACUGGGAAACAACAGAUGAUUGGACAUCGAUUAUUGGGCCACUUAAAGAAGAACAACUACAGUUUCAACAAAAUGUACUAACAAGAACAGAUAAUGGUAUCACUACUGUGAAUGGUCAAAUUGCAAUGGCAUUCGAAGGAAACAUUCUUGAGUCUGUCAAUUUGGCCUUGAAUCCUUUUGAUCGUCACUUCGUGGAUCGUGAUUUGAUGCGAACUGGUUUAUCUAUUAUUUUAGUCACUCCUGGUGCUGGAAAAUUUACUGUAAAUAAGAAGUUACUUCGUCUCACUAAUGAACGUAUGACUGACAAUGGUAUUGCUAUGGAUUUGGUAUGUUUAUCGAGACUUCCUCUACAUAUCACACCUCUUUUACGAUAUGCAUCUGCUCCUCCUCCUGAUGAUUGGCACGACGGUCCUGCUCCACCACCAUUAUCAUCAAGACAUUCGAAACCUACUACAAAUUCACCUGAUAUGAAGAUAACUAAUUUUGGUCCUACAGCAAGUAUGAUUGCUUCUGGUUAUCAAGAUCCUCUCUAUCACGAUGACAAAAUGGCUCCCAGUCAAUGGUAUUACUCUGUUCCUCAUUGGAUUGAUUGUAGCUUUUAUCAUCAUGAAACUGGUCGAUUCCUUAAACAAGACAAAUUCAAAACACGGUGUAAAAUGUAUGAAAUUCAAAUGAUGGGUAUUAUGGAAAGUGAUAUUGCAAGUGUACAUGUACCUUACUUAGCGGAUGAACAACAACGAUUAUUACAACAACGGUCUUCGAUAUCUACUAGGGAAAAAACACUUCGAUCACAAAAGAGUAGCGGCAGUUUGAACGAAAGGGCAUCACUAAAGACAGAUGACGGCGGACCAUUAACUCCACAGAAAAGUUCUCUUGGAAAUGAUGACAAUUAUUUAUCUAGAUCAGCCAAUUUCACAAUGACUCGACGAUCAUCAUAUUAUGGACAAAAUGAUACAACUCAGCAACAACAACAACAACAACAACAACUAAAUGAAAACUCGGAUGGUUGUACUAUCGAUGUAGACCAAUAUGACAGUUUGGUGUUUAAGGAUACCCUAGAACCUCGCUUCAGCAAACGCGCUGUUGUACAAUCUUCCAAAAUUGCAAGCAGUGGAAACAAGAGUGGAAUCUCGAAAAAUUCUAUGGAUGGUCCAGAAAGUGAUUAUACACGAACCAAUAUCAUGAAACAUGCAACUUCGACUUGGCAUCACAAUAAUGAUCAAAGACGUAUUACUUCCAUCUUAUCACAAUCUCAACAGACUAGCAACAAAAUCACAUUUGAUGAUAAUGUACGAAAGGAUGAUAGUAGCACCACCAAGAUAUCUGACCUAUUCAAAAGCUCACCUACUCAUCAUAGACCAAAUAGUGGCGGCAAUAGCACUACUAUCGAUGAUUCUCGACAUCGACCAACAAGACGAAAUACCGGCAAUACUGGUGAUGAUGAUGAUUCCGUCCUGAUUAGUUCAAGUACAGUGGAUCCUAUGCCUAUCAACAACAAUAGAGGAGGAUUUGGAGGACGUACAGAUUCAAGAAAGUCAAACAAUCAUUCUCCUCGUCAAACCAUCGUAUCCGGUAGCCUUCCUUCUAUUCACAAACAUUCUGGAAAUAGUGAUGUUAUUCGUACUAGCUUUGGUGGUGGUGGUGGUACUGGUGGUACUGGUGCCAAUCGAUCUUCUCCUUCACAUGGGUGGGGUAGUCGAUCAUCAGCAAAACAAACUACUGUCAAUCCUUGUAAUCCAUCCGAACAUGCUGUUCUUUUUACCUCUCAUUUACGGCGUUGGCAACAUGCUCUUCCUAAGCACGAUAGUUAUGAUGGUCCUGUGGUUUAUUGGAAAUCUUUGGCAACACCUGCAUGUUUACCUUUGACAACGGAUUACUUUCCCUCCAAUGAAGAAUUGAAACUACUUUAUAAUCAUUAUAUGUAUACAGUGUCAGCAAGUGAAGAUGUCAACUUGUAUCAAGCAGGCGAUCGGAACCUAUCUGAACUCAAAAAAACAGAAAUCUUACUUACUGAAAUGAUUAGUCAACGUUUGGCUCAAGGUUUUCAAAUCAUUGUAGACAUCACUGGCAGUUCCAAUUACCAAAAAUCCAUGACAACAGCGGCAGCGGUAGCAAGCAAAGUGGUCAAUCCAGUAUCCAAUGAAUCCCCCGGUAGUACUUUCGCCAGCAAUUUCAGCAAUAGUAUGUUCAGCAAUAAGGAUUCAAGACCUCCGGCAACAGGUGGCAUCAGUAAUGCAUUCUCAAAAGCAGCAACUACUCAAAAGCAUCAUACACCUUCUUUGAAUAAAACCACUAAUAUCACAACUGGUAUUGGUGGUACUCAAGAUGAUGGCGACAAGAUGAGAUGGAAACAUAUGGUAUGGUGGCUAUCAAUGGGACAUCAAGUACAUCAGCUUACCUUUGAUUCUUCGGGACAAAAUGUGGAAGUACGUCGCUAUGUACGAUUGAUUGAUUUUGAUGAUGAGAAGAUGGGAUACAAGUGCGCAAUUUGGCCAAAGAAUAUAUCUGGUUAUAGAAGUAAAUCAGUGACCUUCAACUAUCCUAGUUUACUUUAUGCUUGGAAUUACUUGGAUCAUCUGGUAGCUGGAUAUCAAGAAGAAUUGACGGAUAAUCUACGGUUUUGGCGUGCAAGAUUUAUUGUGAUUCCCAGGGAACAACUACCUGUCAAUGCACCUUUUAUUGCUGGAACAACUCAAGAUCAUCUCAACGAAGAAGAAAAACGAUUGGCAUUAUUUGAUACAUGGCUUCAAAAUCUUCGAAAAGCAAAAUGGCUCUCACCAAGCGAGAGAGAAGAGAUGCAACGGCGUAAAAAGAAAGAAAUUGGCUAUGAUUUUGGACUCAAAGUCACUACUAUGGAUCCAUCUGCUUAUGUUUCUCAACAACAAGGUACGGGUAGCGGAUAUAACAACAAUAACAACAGUACUUUAUUUUCCUCUAUUGGCAAUUUGGCUGGUCAAUCUCUUAGCUUAUCUCGUGAUUCCAAGUCAAAAGAUAUUGCUAAUGCAAUGCGUGAUCCAAAAACUGGUGUCAAGAUUAUGGAUCGACGAUGGCAUUUCAAAGUAUUCCGUGGGGCAUUUAUUGGUUCCGAAUGUGUGGAUUGGCUUAUUGGACAUUUUGAUGAUAUCAAUUCAAGGGAAGAUGCGGUUGCAUUUGGGAAUGCUUUGAUGAAAAGAUCACCUCCUUUAUUUGUAUCUUCUUCGAAUAGACAUGGGUUUUUGGAUGGUCAUUAUUUUUAUCAAUUCCAUGAAGAAUUUGCUCCUGGUCAUCAGCGAUCUUGUGGGAACGGCGGUAGUAAGGAUGAUCAUGAUGGAUCAGAUACGAAAGACAUUGAUGAAACACGAUCAAAUCUACAACAACGACAUGAUAAACCAACAACUGAAUUUGAAAUGGCAAGAUCUAUGAUCAUUGAUGUGGACCCUUAUAAGAAAAGCGAUCGUCGUGAAACAGCCAUCCUUCAUUAUGAUACCAUUCACAAUCCGAACAAUUGUUAUCAUUUUCAACUCAAUUGGCUUGGAUGUACGGCGCAACUGGUGCAAGAAUUGUUACGAAGCUGGAGUUUACAAGCAGAUCGAUGUGGACUCAAAGUGGUUGAAGGGUCAGUGGAGCAAGCUUAUGAUGAUUCUGAAAACAAUAAUCCAUUCCAAUGUCCUGUACCUAUCCCAUUGGCAUUACCUCCUCCUCCUAUUGAUGAUCUCAAGUCAGUUUGCUCUUACGAUGUACCUGAUCAAUUUUACGAAAUCGCACUUGUUAGACACUUGGGUUUUGUAUUGGAUGUGGAAGCAGAUGCUCAAUUUGAACGUGCAAGAAUCAAUGAAGGUGUGCAAGUGACUUAUCCAUAUAUCAAAUGUCCUUACAAGUAUGAUCAAUAUAUACAUCGUACUGGUGUCGCCUUUGUACAGAUAAGACGUGAUGGUCAAGGUUUCUAUUGGGUGAACAACCGUUUAUAUACCAAUCAUACACCUGCACUUGUCAGUCGACGACGUGAUCCUUCAACUUCUCAACUUCAACAUCCUGAUUACCUACGACGACAAUUCCAACAAUCAUGUAGCAACUCUUCUUGGUUGGCAUCCUUUUGGUCAUCUACCCGAUCUCGUCUGUUGAAACUUAAUGGUGAUGAAGAAGAAGAAGAAGAAGAAGCUAGUGAUCUUGUUGAUGGUGAUGUCGUUACUGUGGACAAUAGAAUUGGUCAAGAUGCAGACAAUGAAGCGACCAACAAUAGUGAACUCAACAUGCAAGAACAAAUGGAUCAACAACAAUUAUUAGAUGAUGCCAUUGGAUGUGGACUUCAAAACGCCAGUUUGGAACACCAGCAGCCAUUGGAGGAUGAUACAACGUCGAACAACAGCAAAUCAGAAAAUGACAAAAUGACGAAUUCAAAUGGUAAUUUAGUUAUUUAGUUUGUAC